Ipomoea nil (Japanese morning glory) is the source of this 927-nucleotide messenger RNA. RefSeq lists its product as uncharacterized. The transcript has a single exon. The coding region runs from base 1 to 927 and encodes 308 amino acids. Lineage: Eukaryota; Viridiplantae; Streptophyta; Magnoliopsida; Solanales; Convolvulaceae. The record is from RefSeq and is a predicted model, not a curated record.
AUGCGACAGCUAGACGUCCACAAUGCUUUCUUAAAUGGGCAUUUAGUUGAGACGGUUUACAUGAAGCAGCCACCGGGUUAUGAAGACCCGACACACCCAGAUCAUGUGUGUCAUCUUCAGCGGUCACUAUACAGACUUAAACAAGCUCCCCGGACUUGGUUUAAGCGCUUACAUGACUUUUUAAUCUCUGCAGGUUUCUUAUCCUCCAAAACAGACGUCUCCCUGUUCCACUAUUCAGCUGGCGCAUCACGCGUGUACUUGCUAGUUUAUGUCGACGACAUAAUAAUGAUGGGGAACGACUCUGUUCUUAUCUCUCAGUUGCUACAGCGUUUGUCCACUACUUUCAAAAUCCGUGAUCUUGGAGCACCAAGUUUCUUUCUCGGGAUCGAGACUUUGGAAGUGCAGUCGGGACUGCUCUUAUCUCAGCAACGCUAUAUGAAAGACAUUCUCAACCGUGCCGGAAUGAUGGAUUGCAAGCCUUUGGCAACUCCCGUUGCAGUCACUCAGCCGGUAACUCCGUCGGAUGAACCGUUUGACAACCCGACGCAGUAUCGGCGUCUAGUUGGGGCACUUCAGUACCUGACUAUCACGCGCCCGGAUCUAUCCUUUUCUGUCAAUAGACUGUGUCAGUUUAUGCAUUCGCCGACCAGUGAUCAUUGGGGUCUAUUGAAGCGUGUGCUACGAUAUGUCAAAGGAACUAUCUCGUAUGGUUUGCGUCUUUUCGCUUCUGCUUCGACGACUAUACAUGGUUUUUCGGACUCGGAUUGGGCCGGUUGUCCCAUCGACAGGAAAAGCACUAGUGGGUAUGCUGUAUUCCUGGGUGACAACCUCAUUUCCUGGCUAUCUCGGAAGCAGCGCACGGUCGCCCGAUCCUUGACUGAAGCUGAGUAUAAAGCUCUCGCCGACGUGUCAACUGAGGUAACCUAG